Messenger RNA from Megalobrama amblycephala (Wuchang bream), 1194 nucleotides. RefSeq lists its product as uncharacterized. The transcript is spliced from 3 exons. The record is from RefSeq and is a predicted model, not a curated record. Bases 277 to 1194 code for a protein of 305 amino acids. Lineage: Eukaryota; Metazoa; Chordata; Actinopteri; Cypriniformes; Xenocyprididae. Gene Ontology annotation, molecular function: nucleic acid binding.
UAUUAAUGCUAUGUUUUCUUGAUGGUUAGAGUCAUCAGUCCAUGUUUCUGAGGAUGAUCUUCUUCUAAAGUACUUCAGAGAUGGACACAGUUACAGUGUCAUUGUGGAUUUCUUGGCAUCGAAGCACAACAUUAAAAUGAGCCUUCGUACCCUGAAAAAAAAAAAUUGAACAGACUGUCUUUGUACAAACGAAAAAACUACUCGCCUUUGGACAAUGUCCGGACAGCUAUCAUUGCAGAGUUGAAUGGUUCUGGACAGCAUUAUGGUUACCGCACAAUGUGCCAGACCCUACGCCAAAAACACAAUCUUACGGUGAGAAGGCAAGAUGUAAUGCUUAUGAUGGCAGACCUUGACCCAUUAGGUAUUGAACAACGCUCAAGAAGAAGAUUUGUGAGAAGGGUCUACCAUUCUUUGGGGCCAAAUCAUGUUUGGCACAUUGAUGGCUAUGACAAAUUAAAACCAUACGGUUUGGCUAUAAGUGGCUGCAUUGAUGGUUACUCACGUAAAGUGAUGUGGUUAGUUUGUGGAGCUAGCAAUAACAACCCAGAUAUUAUAGCUCAUCAUUACCUACAGUGUGCUACUGAAUUUGGGGUCAUACCAAAGCUUCUUCGCACAGACUGUGGAACUGAAAAUGGAACUAUGGCUGCAAUCCAAUGUUCUCUGAGAUCAGUCCACACAGAUGACCUUGCAGGAGCUUCAAGCCAUAUGUAUGGCUCCUCAACCACAAACCAACGAAUUGAAAGCUGGUGGUCAUACUUCAGAAAACAAAGGUCUCAGUUCUGGAUGGAUCUUCUAAAUGACCUGAAAGAGAAACAACUCUUUAAUGGCAGUCAUGAGCAUAUAUGCUUGGUGCGUUUUGUGUUUUUAAGUGUGCUGCAGAUUGACCUUGAUGAAUGCAAAGAAAUUUGGAACACUCACACCAUUAGGGCAGUUAAACAGUCUCGCUGUCCUUCUGGUAAACCAGAUGCAAUGUAUGCUCUUCCACACAGGUUUAAUGGGAGAGAAUGUGGAUUUCGUGUCUCACAGGAAGACUUGGACCACUUUUUCAUUGAACCGACUAUUAGUACUUGUGGAGAUGAACAGCUUCAGGCCAACUUUGAAGAACUACAUGCUCAAAGCAAUCUGACUGCACCUCACACUUGGGAAACUGGUGUGGAGAACUAUAUAACUUUAAAGAACAUGGCCCGCAUUUAA